AUGAUUGCUCUCAUCUCGGUCCUUCUAGCCCUCCUGGCUCCACAAGCCAAUGCUGCAAUUUCUGGAGAACUCAAUUGCACUACGUACAAUGGAACAGCGUUUGUCUACACCCCUGCCGCUGUUGCCUGUUCCAAUGCAAUCUCUGAUGCCUCUUGUGCCGUUCUCUACCCAGCCACAGACGCAGCUAUCGGAUGGCCAGGAGCUGGAAAUGACAACGAAAGACCACUUGCCUGUUACACCACCGCUACUGCCACCCCAGCUGCUGUUGUUCCAGAUAUGGUGUCGGCUGCAUUGAAGAACUGUGCAAAGACCUGUGGAUUGUGCUGUAAGACUGAUGCAUACAACUGCCCGAAUGUUCAAUUCCCACGUCUCAACUGCGCAACCAUCACUCAAUCUCAAUGUAUGUCACCAACCUGGAGAACCAUCAUCGCUGUCGAUUGUCCAUCUUCGUGUGGAUUCUGUAACCAGGGAGGAUGUGUGGAUGCUAUUCUGGACUGUGCUAAUGAUCUUUCUAUCUGCACUGAUUCUCGAACCCAAGACUUUGUGAACGUCAACUGCCAAAGAACUUGCAACAGAUGUGCUUCUUCUACAGCUUCAUCUGGAACUGGAACAGGAACUUGCUCGACUUACAUCGCUGACUCCAGCACUGCUUGCGCCGCAUGGUCUGGAAAUGGAUUCUGUACCAACACCUUCUACACAGUUGCCCAACGCAGAUCCUAUUGCGCAACCACUUGCAGACUCUGUUAA
This is a messenger RNA of Caenorhabditis remanei, 747 nucleotides long. RefSeq lists its product as uncharacterized. The coding region runs from base 1 to 747 and encodes 248 amino acids. Lineage: Eukaryota; Metazoa; Nematoda; Chromadorea; Rhabditida; Rhabditidae. The transcript has 3 exons. The record is from RefSeq and is a predicted model, not a curated record.